AAUAAGUUUUCAGGAAAUUUCAUUUCAAAGACUGCGGUUUUCAGUUUUCCAGUCCACGUGAUACGUGUCCGAAGGUCCAGUGGACUCCAGUGCCUUUGGAUUUACAUUACUUUUUUCUUUUCUGGACAUACGAAAUCUAGUUAUAUAAGGAGGGUAGGUGGUCAGAGUCACAGACAACUUGCGAAUUUGCUAGUGGGUCUUUCCAUAUUCCCAGUGAUCACCAUCUGUUUGAAGAAAUAAACCAAAAAAAGAAAAGAACUUUUCUCUCAAAGAUUUGGUUAGGUGAACAGUUUUUUCUGACGCAUUCAAAUUCCUUAUGGGUUUAUCCCUCUCCUUACUUCCAUCAGCUUGGCAAGAAAUUGUGAGACAGUGGUUUUUCUGCUUGGCCCAUGACAUCGAGUUGACUUACAAGGGACAAGAGAUGACAUUGAGGACCAAUAGCUUCAAGCAAACAGAUUCAGAAACUGGUUUUGAUAUGAAAAGUUCCAAGAAUUCUAUAAACCUGAAGAAUUGUGAACCCAUGAAAGUAAUGCUCGAAACAACUCUUUCGUUCAAGAAUCUAGUCCAAGACAUAAGGAAUUCGGGUUUGAACAAGGAAGUUGAUGGUUCUAUUGAUAAGUCAGUGCCCUCAAUUUCGCUUCCUGAACCAGCGAUACUGUUUUCGCCAAGACCUGUUAGUGAGCUUGAUGCUGCUGCAGUUACGCUUCAGAAAGUUUAUAAGAGUUACCGAACGCGAAGAAAUCUUGCCGAUUGUGCAGUUGUGGUUGAAGAGCUGUGGUGGAAAGCAUUAGAUUUUGCUGCUCUCAGACAGAGCUCCGUGUCGUUCUUUAGCGUUGAGAAACAUGAAACAGCUGGUUCGCGAUGGGCUAGGGCGAGGACAAGAGCUGCCAAGGUGGGAAAAGGAUUGUCCAAGGAUGAGAAAGCUCAAAAACUAGCCCUUCAACACUGGCUUGAAGCUAUUGAUCCACGACAUCGGUAUGGGCACAAUUUGCAUCUGUACUACGAUAUCUGGUUUGAUAGUGAGAGCACUCAGCCUUUCUUCUACUGGUUGGAUGUGGGCGAUGGCAAAGAAGUAAAUCUGGAGUCCUGCCCAAGGGUCGAUCUACAGCGCCAAUGCAUCAAAUACCUUGGACCGAAAGAAAGGGAAGCUUAUGAAGUAAUUGUUGAAGAUGGGAAGCUUGUAUCUAAACAAACUGGUUCGUUUAUUGAAACCACAGAGGGUUCAAAGUGGAUUUUUGUUCUAAGCACAUCGAGGACUUUGUAUGUGGGGCAGAAGAAGAAAGGUGUGUUUCAGCAUUCGAGUUUUCUUUCCGGUGGAGCAACCACCGCGGCUGGAAGAUUAGUUGCUCAUGCUGGGGUUCUUGAGGCUAUAUGGCCAUACAGUGGUCACUAUCACCCUACAGAAGAGAAUUUCCAGGAAUUCAUUAGCUUCCUUCAAGAGCACAAUGUAGACCUCACAAAUGUCAAGAGGUGUGCAAUCGACGAUGACUAUCCUUCAUUCAGGGAUUCUUCCGAGGAACCAAAGCCUGAUCCAGUAACAAGCCUUGCUCUGAAUACCCAAUCUGAAGAAGAUACAACAAACAACUCUUAUGCUGAUGUUGCGGUUGAGGAAGCAUCAAUCACAACCGAUCAUCAAGAACAAGAAGACACGGAACCCGUUGAUGCCAAUGUGCCGGCACCGUUUGACUUUGCCAAACGGUUGUCGUGUAAGUGGAGCACAGGAACUGGGCCACGCAUUGGUUGUGUCCGGGACUACCCAACGGAGCUACAAUUCCGAGCACUCGAACAAGUUAACCUUUCACCCCGAAUCGCUUCUCCAGGGUUUGGAUAUUACGGCCCAAUCCCUUCUCCAAGGCCCAGCCCAAAGGUUAGGCUUUCUCCCAGACUAGCAUACAUGGGAGUCCCAAGUCCAAGGACCCCUGUUCCUACUGCAAGCUAAGGCAGUUGGCCAAAUGGAAAUAGGAAAUAAGCUCAAUGCUUGGUAAGUUGGAGCCUUAUGCAUAUGGAUCAACACCAGCGGUACUUGAGGAGUAGUGUACCCUGACCUCAUUUCUUCAUUAUUUUGUACAAGUCUAAAUUUGAUUUGGGCAAUACUUGAUUUAGGCUCCUUUUUUUGUUGUUGUUUUUUUUUUCUUCAAUUGAUUCAUUCUUGUUGUACCUAGUGAUAGUUUCAAUGAAAUCUUGAUCUGCGUUGGCACUGAAAUUCUUUAUUGUACUUCUCAAGGCGCUUGUUGAUUCGUCUGUCAAAUGGAAAUGAUUUUAUACAAAGAGAAGUUUCUAGUU
Messenger RNA from Rhododendron vialii, 2283 nucleotides. Its product is annotated as IQ domain-containing protein IQM1-like. NCBI's taxonomy places the organism in Eukaryota, Viridiplantae, Streptophyta, Magnoliopsida, Ericales, Ericaceae. The coding region runs from base 317 to 1939 and encodes 540 amino acids. The record is from RefSeq and is a predicted model, not a curated record. The transcript has 9 exons.